GGCGCGCGGCCGGCCGCCUGCGUAGUCGCCACCAUCACCGCCGCCGCCGGACAGCGCCUUCCUGCACGCUAAGCGCACCAGACAUGGACGCCGCUGCCUCCUGCGCUCUGCUGCUGUUGCUGCUUGUCUCGGCUACCGUCCUUCCCUCGUCAGCUCUCAAACUACCCAGCUAUGUGAAGCCGUGCUCCAAGAAUGACCCGAACCUCAACGACUGCGCCUACAAGCAUGCACAAGAGGCCAUCCCGAGCAUCCUCAAAGGAGACCGCAAGUACAACGUGCCGGCUAUGAACCCCCUCAAGGUGAGUCAGAUCAAGGUGAGCCCAGGCGACGGCAGCGUGGGACUCGGCAUAACCUUCAAUGACGUCAACCUCUACGGCGUCACCGACGCGGUCAUCAAGGAGACCAACUUCGAUCUCGCCAAAAACGAAGCUGUGAUAAAAGCCAGCGUCCCGGUAGUUCAGAUGGUGGGCAAGUACGUCGUGGACGGCAAGAUCCUCCUGGUUCCCAUCAAGGGCAACGGAGACUGCAACAUCACACUCACUGACUUGGACCUCACCGUCACGGUCCACUGGGAGCUGGAGAAGAGAGACGACGGAAAGGAGUACAUUAAGCCUGUGCACUCGGACAUCAAGUACGACUUGAGCCGCGCCUACAUCAACCUGGACGGUCUGUUCGGUGGCGACAAGGCUCUGAGUGACAACACAAACAAAUUCCUUAACGAAAACUGGCAGGACGUGGCGAAGGAGGUUGGUCCGGCCUUGGCGGAGGCGCUGGCCGCGGUGGUGACGCAGAUUCUGUCCGGUAUCACGAACCUGGUGCCUUACGAUGAGGUCUUCCCAGAGAAUGUGUAGCCCGCAGUGACCGCCAAUUGUACCAAAUUGUUGUUAUCGCCAUGUUUUUCUGUGCCAGUAAAAGUUACUUGAAAACA
Messenger RNA from Schistocerca serialis cubense, 928 nucleotides. RefSeq names its product protein takeout-like. Bases 84 to 851 code for a protein of 255 amino acids. The transcript is spliced from 6 exons. NCBI's taxonomy places the organism in Eukaryota, Metazoa, Arthropoda, Insecta, Orthoptera, Acrididae. The record is from RefSeq and is a predicted model, not a curated record.